Psilocybe cubensis is the source of this 1785-nucleotide messenger RNA. RefSeq lists its product as uncharacterized. The coding region runs from base 1 to 1785 and encodes 594 amino acids. The transcript is spliced from 3 exons. Lineage: Eukaryota; Fungi; Basidiomycota; Agaricomycetes; Agaricales; Agrocybaceae. The record is from RefSeq and is a predicted model, not a curated record.
AUGUCGUUAAGGACCGCAUCGCAGACAGUUACGAUUGCGGACGUGUGUGUUGCUGUCGUCUGUAUCUCCCUCCCGCUCUCUUUGUACAUCUACAAAUCCAAAUCCAAGUCUACGUCAUCCGCUGGCGGACAGACACUCGACGCCAACACCGAUGCGUUUCAAGUUGGGACUGGAAGCACUGGCCCCCACGACGUUGGGGUGCAAGGGUAUAUCCUGCACAACCAGGUAACCCACGCGCGCUUGUUGCCGAAGGAGGCUGCCAUCGCGUUCACGUACCCUACGAUCUCGCUGCUCGUCUCGCUCAAUGCGCUCGAAAAGCGCGCGCUGGAUCUGGGGGGUGGGUGGGUGUUUGGGUAUGGGGGCGUGUGGGGACGGGUCGUGGGGUUGCGGCCGAAGAUGUAUUUGAGGCGGGAGAGGGAGGGACAGGUGCAAGGGGCGAGAAAGAGGGGAACGAGGAUGCCGACGACGAUCAAGAAAAAGUUGUUGGACCACUUGCUGUAUACGGGCCAUUUGGACGGUGGGGAGAGGAUAUUACAGGAUGCGUGGAUGAUGACCAUGCCGAGCUUUUGUGGGUUUGAAGGGAUCAAUCCGUUGACGGUGUAUUUUUGUUAUAACCCACAAGGUAAUCUUUGGGCUGUGGUUCUUGAGAUUCAUAAUACGUUUGGAGAAUCGCAUGUGCAUGUUCUUGAGGUUGGAUUUAAGGAGGAUGAGAAUGUGGCUAGAGGGUAUGACCAUCAAUGGACAUUCCCUAGGGAAUUCCACGUAUCUCCCUUCAACGAUAGAUCGGGAUUUUACAGGGUUUCUGUAAAGAGACCUACUCAUUCGCCCAUGGCUACCGACACUACUUCAGACCCUCCCAGACCUUGCGUGCGGGUUCACUUGUACACUGCAUCAGAGGACGAUCCGUCGAAACCAGGCGUCUUAAAGCUGACAGCGUUGCUUCGACCUUCACACAGCACACCACUUACUACCCCUUCACUGCUAUUAUCACUCGCCAAAGCGCCUUUGGAACUUUUAUUGACUACACCUCGCAUUUUAUUUAUUGCAUGGAAAUUGCACUACAAAAAGCGACUGGACGUGUUCCUUCGCCCCGAACCGCACCCCGCUACAUGGACACCCUAUUCAGAGCCUUCAGGCGGAGUCAGAUGGCUCGACGAGGGCCUGCUAGAAAAAUACGCACGAGGGCGGGUGGAGUCGUUUCUAAGAGCGCGUGUGCGGGAUAUUGGAGUUGAAGUGACGAUCGUGGCCCCGGAUCCAAAUGUGCCUCCCCUGGAAUUCGCGCCGGAUCGAGGCGCGGCAUCAGAUGGUGCUCGGCAAAAGCUCGUGGUCUCCUAUCUCUCGCCACGGAUGUUUUUAUUGCUUUGUCUGUGCCCGUCGGCGGAGCAUGCGUUGUUGCUGGGAUGUGAAACGGAGAAGGUGUUUCGGGUGUCUUCGAAGGAGGUGUUUGUGAGGGUGUUUGAGCCAGCGCGUGCGAGGUUGGGAGCGGCUGGCUUGCUCCAGCGUCUUCGGUGUUUGGGUAUCCCUGUGUCUCUUGGGAUUGUGGUGCCGCCUCGUCACUUUAUCGAGGAGAAUAGUGGGACUUUGGAUAGGGUGAAAGACGGGAUGAUGAUUCUCACGAGCCGGUUCCUCGACUGGGUUGAAAAAUGGGUGUUUACGCUUGCCCGGGCGCGGAUUGUGAAAGGACAGGAGCCUUGGAAGCAGUGGGAUCGGGCGGCUAUGAUCCAUCUGAACGGUCAUGCAGCGGCGAGGAGCAGUGUUACCUUUGGUAGUGUUCUUUCGCGAUGA